AUGUCGUGGUUCUGGAAGGGCGAUGCCAACUCCCCCGCCUCGUUUGAAAAGGCUCUUUCGAAGCUCUCUUCUCAGAUCGCCGCCGCCAAUCUUGCUCUGGAUUCCACAAGAAGUCGAGGCCGACGCGCGAAGGCCCUCUGGACCCUCUAUACCACCUUAACAUAUCUCUUGUACUCGCUCGUCAUCGUGCUUGUCUUGGGGCCUCAGAACUGGUCCAUUUACCAUUAUGGAGGCUUGUUAGGUGCUCCUCUGGUCAUAUACGCAGUGCGAAGGUCCAUCACAACCCUUGCCGAUUGGAGGAUCAGCCGUCAACAAUCUUACCUGGAACAACUGCAGAAGCAACGAGAAGCAAAAAUCGCAGAUCUCAAGAAAGCUACGAAGUACGACAGCACUCAAGAACUCCUACAAAAGUACGGCGGCGCUCCUGCGGACAAACCCACGUCCAAAUCAUCACAACAAAGGCCAAAGAAACCAGCCCAACCUCAAGGCCAAUCUCAGCAACAACCCCAAAGAACUGGCAUUCCUCCCCCCCCCACCGCGAACAUUCCUGGCAGAAACUUCUCUGCGCCUCCCGUUAAUCCUCAUCUUCCGGUAGCUCCAGUCUCUCCUAUUCGUGAACACUCUCCAGUAUCUGCCCAGAGCCCAAGUGACGUCGCACCAGACUCUCCAGGAUUUGCCCCAAACGCCUUCCCUCACCCACCACCACCUAGAACAGCAUAUGAACAAGCACCACACUGGUAUGAUAGAAUAUUGGAUGUCCUACUUGGUGAUGACGAGACUGCAGCAAAGAACAGACUUGUUCUGCUUUGCUCAAAUUGCCGUCUUGUCAACGGGCAGGCACCCCCAGGCGUCAAUACCUUGGAGGAGCUGGGCCGAUGGAGGUGUGCGGGCUGUAGCUCCUGGAACGGAGUCGAGAGCGAAGGCGCUAAAGUCGUCAAGGAGAUUACUAAAAGCUCAAAAUCAGAAAACACUCAAGGUUGGGAGAAAGUUCCCAAGGCGGAGGAUUUGAGUGAGGAAUCUGGCACAGAAUUGGUGGAUUCCAACAUUCACGGUUCAACAGACCAUGAAACACUAGACGAGACUGGCCUCACAAAGCGAUUGACCCGUAGUGCUGGCAAGAAGCCAUCGUAUGAAUCGUUGAGUUGA
Molecule: messenger RNA, 1146 nt
Organism: Exophiala aquamarina CBS 119918
Lineage: Eukaryota; Fungi; Ascomycota; Eurotiomycetes; Chaetothyriales; Herpotrichiellaceae
Exons: 2
Coding region: 1-1146 (381 amino acids)
Biological process (GO): endoplasmic reticulum tubular network organization
Cellular component (GO): endoplasmic reticulum tubular network
Source: RefSeq, a predicted model, not a curated record